Haliotis rubra (blacklip abalone) is the source of this 3706-nucleotide messenger RNA. RefSeq names its product rho GTPase-activating protein 24-like. The transcript is spliced from 6 exons. The record is from RefSeq and is a predicted model, not a curated record. Gene Ontology annotation, molecular function: GTPase activator activity. Gene Ontology annotation, biological process: signal transduction; activation of GTPase activity. Bases 293 to 2203 code for a protein of 636 amino acids. NCBI's taxonomy places the organism in Eukaryota, Metazoa, Mollusca, Gastropoda, Lepetellida, Haliotidae.
GUGCAAAUGCCCUCGGUUUUCCAGCCGUAUUUUGACUGUACACGAUAGUUCACAAAUCGACGAAAGAGGUGGACGGGCUUACGGAUGCAAUGUAGUUAAAACAAACCGUAAACAUUGAGAACGGGGUGUUGAUGCGUACCCAUUUUUGUCUACAAUGAAGAUUGGCCUCCCGUCUCAGAUCUUCGGGACUUGUAUGUUGAUUUACAUGCAUCAAAACAGUGCUUUAGCUCGGAAUACUCGCACCUGUUGAAAAACUUUGGAGGUUGCAUUUAUCUUCAUCAACUGACAGACAAUGUUUGGAUGUGGCCAGGUCAAUGAACCUGACAGCGGAGCGCAUGCCACAUGCACCUUCUACGUAGACAUGAACCCCAUACCACCCAGCCUAAAGGGUCUGCAGAGGAAGUCUCGGAAGGGAUGGCUUCAAAAGAAGGGUGGAAUGAUGAAGAUCUGGCACCGGCGCUGGUUUGUUCUCUCGGACAAGAUGCUGUUUCAGUUCAGCAAAGAGGAUGAUAUUAGGCCUCAGAGUUCAUACUUUCUGACAAGUGGUAGCCACAAAGUCACCGAGCAUCCUGUUAGUCCGGACGAGCCAGAGAAGUUCUGCUUUGAUCUUGUACCAGGUCCGAGACUUGAGGCAGGAAGCGGGGAGACAGUGACGCUAUGUGCCUCAUCAGGAGAAGAAAGGCUGAGCUGGGUGAAGGACCUCAGAUACGUGCUCUAUGCUGACAUAGGUGGAGCCAUAUUUGGUCUGAACCUGGAGGAAGCCAUGAAGUUCACCCGCAAUGAGGGGAAGAAGAUCCCUGCCAUCAUAGAGAAGUGUGUGGAGUACCUCUAUGCUAAUGGGCUGGAAGUUGAGGGAAUCUUCAGGUUACCAGGGCGUACUUCCCUUAUAAGAGAACUGAAAGAGAAGUUUGAUUGUGCCGAGAAAGUGUCCUUUGAUAUGCUUCAGCCUGAUGUCAACAGUGUUGCCUCUUUGUUGAAGCUGUACCUGCGAGAACUGCCUGAAUCCAUCAUCCCCUGUCACCUCUACCAGCGGUACAUGAACCAUGCGCUCAGGUUCAUCGAUGCCAAAGAUGAUGAAACCAAGGGCAAGUGUGUACUUGAACUACAGAAUGCCAUGCCCGAUAUGCCCAAGGACAAUUACUGCAUCCUGAAAUACCUGUGCAAAUUUUUACAUGAUGUUGGUGAAAAAUGUGAUGUCAACAAAAUGACUGUGAAUAACCUGGCCACAGUGUUUGGUCCAAACAUCAUUCGACACAUGGAUGACAACCCUGAACUGUUUAUGAUCACAGCAGACCUGACUCAACAGCUUGCCUUCAUGAUGAUCCAGAAUUACGAAACUGUGUUUACUCUGGAGUACAGGGAUGAUGGGAAUAUCGACGUGCCCGAGGCUGACCUUCUUCGCUUGUCCACCUGGGAUGCCAACCCAGUGCUGAGUCCUCAAGCAGCUUUCUCCCAACCCAAUGAUCGAUCUGCAAUGCAAGAUCUAAAAUCUUUGGAUUUGGCAUUUGCUGAUGAAGUGUUUGACCAGCUUGCUCAGAAUAAUCAGUCACCAAAUAGUCCUGGCAGUCCUUUUGUGUAUGUGGAUAAUCACUAUAAAACUGACAGGGAGAAUUGUACUCAGGAUUUUGAUCCUUUGAAUGUUCAGAAUGAAAAGCGAUCAAACACUCUGGGUUCGCGCCCCAUACCUCCCAAACGAAAGUCUAAGAUAGCACGUGGUAGAAGGAUAAGUGAAAGACGAACAGGUAGUGAUAGUGAAACCAAGCCUCAAGAAGAUCCUUCCCAAAGGCUUUCAGACAGCAUUAAAGAAGCUUUAGAUCAAAGAAAUGAAACACCAUCAAUAACAGUGUGCAGUAAUGGCACGACAUCUCACUUGAACAAUAACAAGUCUGCUGACGUAGAAGCAGACAACAAAGUUCAGCCAUCCGAGGCUCAUCUGCUGGCUCAGAAUGAGGCUCUGAAGGUGGAGCUGGUGAAUACGAAGACCCACUAUGGGGAAACAUUGAAAAAGUUCCAGACUGACCUGUCAGCAUUGAAAGACAGGUAUGAGAAAAGGAUUGAUACAAUGGAAGCCAUGAUUAAGUCACAAAAUCAAUGUCUUCAGAAGGAGAAGAAGGAUCGGGCAGAGGCUGUAGAGCGGGUGGUGCUUCUUCAGGCACAGUUACACGAGUAUCAGAUGCAGUAUGGCGAGAUACAGCAUAAGUAACAUGGAAUCUCUUCUCCAAAGGUUAACAAGAACCGCAUCUCCUUUGAAUGUAGACUCAAAGGGUUUGAAUGUCCUUCAGAUUGAAUGAUCACGAUUGGGAUCAAAUGGAUGUCUUCAAAGGACACACAAACAUCCUGAUGCACUGUCUGGUAGUCCUCUGAGCUCCCAGUGGACUGACUGGAUCGGUUUGGGACAUGAUCUGGUUGUUCCCAGAGCAGUAACUCUACAGAGGCAAGAGUGAAGCUUCAGCUACAGGAGUACCAGAUGGAACAUGGCGAGAUUCAGUUCCAUUAGUCCUGAACUUCCAGAGAGCUGUCAACUGAACCCAUCUCACUGUCUUGCUCACUUCACAUGAUCAUAACUAUUGAUAGCGUCUGUGUUCAAACAGCUAGUUCUGACAUAGGACUUCACAGCAUUUCACAGCAUUUCACAUUGUGAUUCUGAAAUCAUGGAGAGCCUAUCAGUGCUGAAUUGAAUUCUGUUGUUGCAGAAUUCAGAUUUGUUUGUAAUUCAUUACAUAUGUGCCUUGAAGUUGUUGAGCUGUUCCAUAGAGUUUCGAUGAUUUUCUUACAUGUAUCUUGUGUUUGUUUUUACUAAUUGUCUGCAAUCAGGAAUAUGUUCACAAGCAGCUGUGAAGGUAUUACUAGGAUUUGGACAUGAACAUUCAUGGAAAAAACUGAGAGAAAGAUUUUGUACUGUUUAAGAAGGUUUAUGUGACCAGUUUUGAGUAAGAACACUUACGAUUUUUCUCUUCCAACUUGUGCAUCUAUUUGCAUAUGCAACCAUCCAGUAAAGCCCUACAUUAAUUUAUUGAUGUUCUGCUGUUGACUAUACAUUCAUAUUCGCAUACUGCAAACUUUAGUCGGAUAAAAAAAAUAAUUUGUUUAUUUGACAUCAAGCCUACCCUAUAAUUUUUCAGAAGUAACAUUUGUACUUGAUAGAAAAUAUAUUUCUUUUUCUUUUUCUUUUUUUCAUUUUGCCUUCAACCGUUUUGAAUAUUGUCCUCAAAAUAUAAAGAAACAUGAAAUUAAAGUAAAUACUGAAAAAGGUAACUUGAGUGAUAUUAUUUCUAGACACUUUAUGCCAUAAGCUAUGGUAUCUGGCAAAUGGGAAAUAAGAUUACUAGUUGGGAUGUAACUCUGAAUGUAAAGAGCAUGAUUCAUUUGUUGUUCAAUCUGUGUUAUAUCCUCAAAACACCUUAAAUUUCAAUGAAAAAUCAUCAGAAAUAAAUUUCCAAUGUUGAAUGGAACAUAUCUCCGAAAGGGCAUUAAAAUGGUGUUCAUAACAGUCAACCUCGUAAACUGUACUUAACUAAUGACAAGUUGUCCUUGUAGCAUGAGCAUUUAUAAUGCCUGUACAGCAUUUUGACUGCAUUAACUAUAUACAUACUAUUAAGUGUAGUAGGAAAACAUUUUUGUCAGUAUUACUUUAUUGUACCCAACUUACAAAAUACCUUUUGUGAACAGAUGAAUGCAUAUAAAAAUCCAUGGUCUCUUUCAUAGA